AGAUCCUGCAGCAGAACCAGGACCAGGACCAGGACCAGGACCAGGUUCUUAUCCGACACCAUGGCCGACGGGGACCAGGCCGAGGACGAGAUCCAGUUCCUGCGGACGGACGAUGAGGUCGUCCUCCAGUGCUCGGCGACCGUCCAGAAGGAGCAGCAGAAACUCUGCCUGGCGGCCGAAGGUUUCGGGAACAGACUCUGUUUCCUGGAGUCCAUCUCUAACUCAAAGAACGUUCCUCCAGAUCUUUCCAUCUGCACGUUCGUGCUGGAGCAGUCGUUGUCGGUCCGAGCUCUUCAGGAGAUGCUGGCCAACGUGGAGGAGAAGAACGACGCCGCGGCGCAGGGCGGCGGCCACCGCACCCUCCUGUACGGACACGCCGUGCUGCUGCGGCACGGAUACAGCGGGAUGUACCUGUCCUGUCUCUCCACCUCUCGCUCGUCCACCGACAAACUGGCCUUCGACGUUGGACUGCAGGAGGACACGAUAGGAGAGGCGUGUUGGUGGACGAUCCAUCCGGCGUCCAAACAGCGAUCGGAGGGAGAGAAGGUUCGAGUCGGAGACGAUUUGAUCCUCGUCAGCGUCUCGUCAGAGAGAUAUCUGCACUUAUCCUACGGGAACGGCAGUCUCCACGUGGACGCUUCCUUCCAGCAGACGUUAUGGAGCGUCGCGCCGGUUUGUUCCGGCAGCGAGGCGGCUCAAGGCUUCCUGAUUGGAGGAGACGUCCUGCGUCUUCUCCACGGACACAUGGACGAGUGUCUGACGGUUCCGUCUGGAGAACACGGGGACGAGCAGAGGAGGACGGUCCAGUACGAGGGCGGAGCCGUUUCCAGCCACGCCCGGUCCCUGUGGAGACUGGAGACGCUGAGGGUCAUCUGGAGCGGCAGCCACAUCCGCUGGGGUCAGGCGUUCCGGCUCCGUCACGUCACCACGGGGAAAUACCUGAGUUUAUCGGAGGAGAAAUCGCUGUUACUGACGGAAAAAGAAAACAGCGACGUCGAGUCCACAGCGUUCUGUUUCAGAUCGUCCAAGGAGAAGCUGGACUCGGGGACGAGGAAGGAAGUGGACGGGAUGGGAACUCCGGACAUCAAGUACGGAGACUCGGUGUGCUACGUCCAGCACGUCCACACUAGCCUGUGGCUAACGUACCAAACCAUCGAGCCCAAGGGCGUCCGGCUGGGCGGAGUCCAGAGGAAGGCGAUCAUGCACCACGAGGGUCACAUGGACGACGGACUGACGCUGUCGCGAUCCCAACACGAGGAGAGUCGCACGGCCAGAGUGAUCCGGAGCACCGUGUUCCUGUUCAACCUCUUCAUCAGGGGUCUGGACUCUCUCCGGAGGAAGGUCCAGGGUCCGAGGGCGGAGCUACCCAUCGACUCGCUCCGCCUGAGUCUGCAGGACCUGAUCGGAUAUUUCCAGCCUCCGGGAGAACAACUGGAACACGAAGACAAGCAGAACCGGCUGAGAGCCCUGAAGAACCGGCAGAACCUGUUCCAGGAGGAGGGGAUGAUCAGUCUGGUGCUCGAGUGCAUCGACCGUCUCCACGUUUACGGCAGCGCCGCUCACUUUGCCGACGCUGCAGGAAGAGAAACGGCCGAGGCCUGGAGUUCAACCCUCAACUCGCUGUACCAGUUACUGGCCGCUCUCAUCAGAGGAAACAGGAAGAACUGUGCCCAGUUCUCCGGUUCCCUCGACUGGCUGAUCAGCCGACUGGAGCGACUGGAGGCGUCUUCAGGGAUCCUGGAGGUUCUUCACUCGGUGCUGGUGGAAAGUCCCGAAGCUUUGAACAUCAUCAAGGAAGGACACAUCAAAUCCAUCAUCUCUCUCCUGGACAAACACGGACGCAACCACAAGGUUCUGGACGUGUUGUGUUCUCUCUGCGUGUGUCACGGCGUGGCGGUUCGGUCCAACCAGCACCUGAUCUGUGACAACCUGCUGCCGGGCCGAGACCUGCUGCUGCAGACCCGUCUGAUCAACCACGUCAGCAGCAUGCGUCCUAACAUCUUCCUGGGCGUGAGCGAGGGCUCGGCCCAGUACAGGAAGUGGUACUACGAGCUGAUGGUGGACCGGGUGGUGCCGUUCGUCACGGCCGAGCCCACGCACCUGCGGGUGGGCUGGGCUAGCACUAGCGGCUACGCGCCGUUCCCCAGCGGGGGCGAGGGCUGGGGCGGCAACGGCGUCGGGGACGACCUGCACUCGUACGGCUUCGACGGGCUGCACCUCUGGUCAGGCUGCAUCGCCCGGGCGGUGACGUCGCCCCACCAGCACCUCCUGCGGACGGAGGACGUGGUGAGCUGCUGCCUCGACCUCAGCGUUCCCAGCAUUUCCUUCCGGAUCAACGGCCAGCCGGUGCAGGGAAUGUUCGAGAACUUCAACUCCGACGGCCUCUUCUUCCCCGUGGCCAGUUUCUCCGCCGGCGUCAAGGUGCGUUUCCUGCUCGGAGGUCGUCACGGAGAGUUCAAGUUCCUGCCGCCGGCCGGCUACGCUCCCUGCUACGAGGCCGUGCUGCCGCGCGAGAAGCUAAAGCUGGAGGCUAGCCAGGACCAGACCGGAACCCGAGACCUGCUGGGCCCGACGGUCACGCUGAGCCAGGCAGCGUUCACCCCCACGCCGGUGGACACCAGCCAGAUCGUUCUGCCGCCUCAUCUGGAGAGAAUCCGGGAGAAACUGGCAGAAAAUAUCCACGAACUCUGGGUGAUGAACAAGAUCGAGCUGGGCUGGACGUUCGGGAGCAUACGAGACGACAACAAGCGUCAACAUCCGUGUCUGGUUGAGUUUUCCAAACUUCCUGAACAAGAACGGAGUUACAACCUGCAGAUGUCUCUGGAAACACUAAAGACUCUGCUAGCGUUGGGCUGCCACGUCGGGCUAGCGGACGAACACGCCUUUGAAAAGGUUAAAAACAUGAAACUGUCGGCAACGUACGAGCUACAAAGCGGCUACAAACCGGCUCCGCUAAACCUUAGCCACGUCAAGCUAACGCCCACGCAGGACGCCAUGGUGGACAAGCUAGCGGAGAACGCUCACGACGUCUGGGCAAGAGACCGGAUCAGGCAGGGCUGGACGUACGGAAUCAUGCAGGAUGUGAAGAACCGUCGGAACCCUCGUCUGGUUCCGUAUGCGCUGCUGGACGAGAGAACCAAGAAGUCCAACAAAGACAGUCUGAGAGAAGCCGUCCGGACUCUGCUGGGCUACGGCUACAACCUGGAGGCUCCGGACCAGGACCACGCGGAUCAGUCCGACCUCAGCAACUUGUCCGCUGAGAGGUUUCGCAUUUUCAGAGCGGAGAAAACGUACCGCGUCAACGCUGGGAAAUGGUACUUUGAGAUGGAGGUGCUGACGGCCGGGGAGAUGCGGGUCGGCUGGGCGAGGCCCGGGUGUCUGCCGGACCAGGAGCUGGGAUGUGACGACCAGGCCUUCGUGUUCGACGGCUUCAAGGUCCAACGCUGGCACCAGGGCAACGAGCACUUUGGCCGCGCGUGGCAGCCGGGCGACGUGAUUGGCUGCAUGGUGGACCUGAACGAGCUCACCAUGAUGUUCACGCUCAACGGGGAAGUUCUGCUGGACGACUUCGGCUCGGAGCUCGCCUUCAAGGACUUCCCUCUGGGAGAAGGUCUGGUCCCGGUCUGCAGCCUGGGCGUGCGUCAGGCCGGCAGGAUGAACUUUGGGAAGGACGUGGCGUCGUUACGAUUCUUCACCAUCUGCGGUUUGCAGGAAGGCUACGAGCCGUUCGCCGUCAACAUGAACCGCGACGUCACCAUGUGGCUCAGCAAGAGGCUGCCGACGUUCGUCCCCGCGCCGCCGGAGCACCCGCACAUCCAGGUGACCCGGACCGACGGCUCCGUGGACUCGUGUCCGUGUCUCAAGGUCGGCCAGAGGUCGUUCGGCUCCCAGAACAGCUGCAGCGACAUCAGCUUCUACCGACUGAGCAUGCCCGUGGAGGUGGCCGAGGCCCGGCCGGCAAACGGGGGCGUCUUCUCCCCCAACAGGGAUCUGGACGACUUUGAAACCGUGUCGGACUUUGAGGUUCUGAUGAAGUCGCCUCCCGGUCCCAACGGCCCCGACAAGGACGAGUUCAACAACCACAAAGAUUUCAGCCAGGAGAAGCCGUCCAAGCUGAAGCAGCGGUUCACGCUGAAGAGAAACAAACCCGACAACGGCGGCCCGGCGUCGGCUCGUCCGGCCGAGGAAACGGUGGCCGACGACCGGGACGGCUACGAAUUCCUGACACAAGAGUCCACGUUCUGCUACUCGGCCCGGAUCUUCCCGGGCCAGGAGCCCGGCAGCGUCUGGGUGGGCUGGGUCACCUCCGACUUCCACCAGUACGACCCGGGAUUCCAGCUGCACAAGGUCCGGACCGUCACCGUCACGCUGGGAGACGAGAAGGGGAAAGUCCACGAGAGUACGAAGCGCAGCAGCUGCUACAUGGUCUGGGCCGGAGAGAGCAGCGUUCCCGGCCAGGGCCGGAACAACGGCCUGGAGAUCGGCUGUCUGGUGGACGUUAGCGGAGGAUUCCUGAGCUUCACGGCCAACGGGAAGGAGCUCAGCACCUUCUACCAGGUGGAACCGGGAACCAAACUGUUCCCGGCCGUGUUUGCCAAAGCCACGAGUCCCAGCGUCUUCCAGUUCGAGCUGGGACGGGUCAAGAACGCGAUGCCUCUCUCCGCCGGACUGUUUAAGAGCGAGAGGAGGAACGUCGUCCCCCAGUGUCCCCCCCGUCUCCACGUCCAGUUCCUGACGCCCGUCGUGUGGACCCGCGUCCCCAACCACGUCCUGCAGGUUUCCUCGUCCCGCGUCAGCGACCGUCUGGGCUGGCUGGUCCAGUGUUUGGAUCCGCUGCAGUUCAUGUCGUUACACAUCCCUGAGGAGAACAGGUCGGUGGACGUACUGGAGCUGUCGGAGCAGCCCGAGCUGCUAACGUUCCACCACCACACGCUCAGACUUUACUCUGCCGUCUGCGCGCUGGGAAACAACCGGGUGGCGCACGCGCUCUGCUCGCACGUGGAUGAGUCGCAGCUGCUAGCGGCUAUCGAGAACAAGUACCUGCCAGGUUUGCUCCGCUCCGGCUACUACGACCUCCUGAUCGACAUCCACCUGUCCAGCUACGCCACCGCGCGCCUCAUGAUGAACAACGAGUUCAUCGUGCCCAUGACGGACGAGACCAAGAGCAUCACGCUGUUCCCGGACCAGCGGAAGAAGCACGGCCUGCCGGGGAUCGGCCUGAGCACGUCGCUCCGCCCGCGCACCACCUUCUCCUCCCCGAGCUUCGUCACCGCGGCCACGGCGGCGUCGCGUCGCCGCGGCAACAAUGACUGCUGCUUCCAGUUCACGCCCGAGUUCCCGCUGGAGACGCUGAAGCUGAAGACGAUCGCGAUGCUGACGGAGGCGGUGCGGGAGGGCAGCCGGCACGUCCGGGACCCCGUCGGCGGCAGCACCGAGUUCCUGUUCGUGCCGCUCGUCAAGCUCGUCCACACGCUGCUCGUCAUGGGCGUCUUCAGGAACCGAGACCUCCGGAGAAUCCUCCGGCUCAUCGAGCCCGCCGUGUUCCAGGAGGAGCCGGACGAACCGGAGGACGGACGGGAAGAGGAGGAGGAGGAGGAGGAGGAAGAGAGGAAGACGGAGGAGAAGAAGACGGAGGCCGGAGCAGCAGAGGAUUCUGGGAGAAACGUGCUCAACGGAGGAUUGUUGCAGAUGAAGCUGCCGGAGCCGGUGAAGCUGCAGAUGUGCCACGUCCUGCGGUUCCUGUGCGACUGUCAGGUGCGUCACCGGAUCGAGGCGGUCGUCGCCUUCUCCGACGACUUCGUGGCUUCUCUCCAAGACAACCAGCGGUUCCGUUACAACGAGGUGAUGCUGGCGCUGAACAUGUCGGCCGCGCUGACGGCCAAGAAAACCAAGGAGUUCAGGAGUCCGCCGCAGGAGCAGAUCAACAUGCUGCUGAACUUUAAGGACGAGAAACAGGAGAGUCCGUGUCCUGAAUCCAUCCGGGAGCAGCUGCUGGAUUUUCACGAGGAUCUGAUGAGACACUGUGGAAUAGAACUAGACGAGGAACUCUCUGGUCUGGACGACGACUUCACCAUCCGGGGACGACUGAUGUCUCUGGUGGAGAAAGUUUCUAAUCUGAAGAAAAAAAUCAACGUGGAGACGGAGAAACAAGACCGGAAACCCACUACCCUGCAGCAGCUGGUUUCAGACACCAUGGUCCGCUGGGCCCAGGAGUCGGUGAUCGAGGACCCGGAGCUGGUCCGGAACAUGUUUGUCCUUCUGCACCGGCAGUACGACGGGAUCGGGGGGCAGGUGCGAGCUCUCCCUAAAACCUACACCAUCAACUCCGUCUCCAUCGAGGACACGAUCAGCCUGCUGGCGGCGCUGGGACAGAUCCGGUCUCUGCUCAGCGUCAGGAUGGGAGGAGAAGAAGAGAAGCUGAUGAUCCGGGGACUCAGUGACAUCAUGAACAACAAGGUUUUCUACCAGCAUCCCAACCUCAUGAGAGCUCUGGGGAUGCACGAGACGGUGAUGGAGGUGAUGGUGAACGUGCUGAGUGGAGGAGACUCCAAGGAGAUCACGUUUCCAAAGAUGGUUCUGAACUGCUGCCGUUUCCUCUGCUACUUCUGCAGAAUCAGCCGUCAGAACCAGCAGGCCAUGUUUGAUCACCUGAGCUUCCUGCUGGAGAACAGCAGCGUGGGCCUGGCGUCUCCGUCCAUGAGAGGAUCCACCCCCCUAGACGUCGCUGCAGCUUCAGUCAUGGAUAACAACGAGCUGGCCCUGGCCCUGAGGGAACCGGACCUGGAGAAGGUGGUGCAGUACCUGGCCGGCUGCGGCCUGCAGAGCUGCGUCAUGCUGGUCCAUAAAGGAUACCCGGACAUCGGCUGGAACCCGGUGGAGGGAGAACGAUACCUGGACUUCCUGCGCUUCGCCGUCUUCUGCAACGGGGAGAGCGUGGAGGAAAACGCCAACGUGGUCGUCCGGCUCCUGAUUCGCCGGCCCGAGUGUUUCGGCCCCGCCCUGCGGGGGGAAGGGGGGGACGGGCUGCUGGCGGCCAUUAAAGAAGCUAUCCAGAUCUCCCAGGACCCGUCCAGGGAUGGACCGUCGUCCAGGGACGGACCGUCGUCCAGGGACGGACCGUCGUCCAGGGACGGACCGUCGUCCAGGGACGGACCGUCGUCCAGGGACGGACUGUCCACGUCCCAGCCCGGCAGGACGCUCAGUCACCUGCCGGAGGACGACGAGGACGACACCGUCCACCUGGGAAACGCCAUCAUGACCUUCUACUCGGCGCUGAUCGACCUGCUGGGCCGCUGCGCCCCGGAGAUGCACCUCAUCCACGCCGGGAAAGGGGAGGCGAUCCGGAUCCGAGCGAUUCUGAGGUCCCUGAUCCCGAUCGAAGACCUGGUGGGCGUGAUCAGCAUCGGCUUCUCCACGCCCAACCUGGCCACAGACGGGUUCGUGGUGGAGCCCGACAUGUCGGCCGGGUUCUGUCCGGACCACAAAGCCGCCAUGGUUCUGUUCCUGGACCGGGUUUACGGGAUCGAGGACCAGAACUUCCUGCUGCACCUGCUGGAGGUCGGAUUCCUGCCGGACCUACGAGCCGCCGCCUCGCUGGACACGGCGGCGCUCUCCUCCACCGACAUGGCCCUGGCCCUGAACCGCUACCUGUGCGCGGCGGCGCUGCCGCUGCUAACGCGCUGCGCGCCGCUGUUCGCCGGCGCGGAGCCGUUCGCGUCGCUGAUCGACUCGUUGCUGCACACGGUUUACAGGCUGAGCAAGGGAGGAUGCCUGACCCGCGCCCAGCGGGACGCCAUCCAGGCCUGUCUGCUGGCUAUCUGUGGGAAACUGAGGCCGUCCAUGAUGCAGCAUCUUCUACGACGACUCGUGUUCGACGUCCCGGUUCUGAAUGAACUCACCAAGAUGCCCCUAAAGCUGCUGACCAAUCACUACGAGCGCUGCUGGAAGUAUUACUGCCUUGCUGGAGGGUGGGGCAGUUUUGGAGCCGCGUCGGAGGAAGAACUUCAUCUCUCCAGGAAACUGUUCUGGGGAAUCUUCGACGCUCUCUCCGACAAGCCGUACGACCCGGAGCUGUUUAAGCUAGCGCUGCCGUGUCUCAGCGCCGUGGCCGGAGCGCUCCCCCCCGACUACAUGGAGUCCAACUACAUGGCCCUGAUGGAGAAACAGUCGUCCAUGGAUCCGGCCGGAAACUUCAACCCGCAACCGGCGGACACCGCCAACGUGAUUAUCCCUGAAAAACUGGACUAUUUCAUCAGCAGAUACGCAGAACACAUUCAUGAACGCUGGUGCAUAGAAAAGUUUUCCGGCGGCUGGUCGUACGGAGAGCAGAAGUGUGACGGCAGUAAAAUCCAUCCUCUCCUGAAACCGUAUAAAAGUCUUUCUGAGAAGGACCGAGACUCGUACGUUUCUCCGGUCCGAGAGUCUCUGAAGACGAUGCUGAGGUGGAACUGGAACAUCGACCGGAACCGGGAGGGAGAACCGGCGGGAAACAAGAGGAGGAUCUCACAGGCUAGCCAGCUGUCGUUCGACGGCGGGGCGUCUUUCAGCCCGAGACCCAUCGACAUGAGCAACGUCACGCUGUCCAGAGACAUGCAGUCCAUGGCGGAGCUGCUGGCGGAGAAUUAUCACAAUAUCUGGGCCCGGAAGAAGAAAGUGGAGCUGGAGAACAAAGGAGGGGGGGGUCAUCCUCUGCUGGUUCCCUACGAUUGUCUCACGGCGAAGGAGAAGUCCCAGGACCGGGAAAAGGCCCAGGAAAUCCUGAAGUUCCUGCAGAUCAACGGAUACACGGUUUCCAGGGGAAUGAAGUCGCAGGAACUCGACACUCCGGCCAUCGAGAAACGAUUCGCCUACACAUUCCUGCAGAAACUCAUCACCUACGUGGACGAGGCCUAUACGCUGCUGCAGGCUGACGUCGGGACGAAGGAAUCCAGGAUUGAACAGCAGAUCAAGUUCUUCGGAAACGUGGUGCUGCCGUUGGUGGAUCAGUACUUUAAAAACCACCGGCUCUACUUCCUGUCCACGGCCAUCCAUCCAAUCAGCAGCGGAGGCCACGCCUCCAACAAGGAGAAGGAGAUGGUGACCAGUCUUUUCUGUAAACUGGGAGUUCUUGUCAGACACAGGAUCUCCUUAUUUGGAAGCAACGCGACGUCGAUCGUCAACUGUCUGCAGAUCCUGGGACAGAGUCUGGACGCCAGGACGGUGAUGAAGACGGGCCUGGACUCUGUGAAAGUCGCGCUGCGCUCGUACUUCGACAGCGUGGCGGAGGAUCUGGAGAUGACUCAGCAGAACCUGAAACUGGGCCAGUUCUCCCACAGCCGGGAUCAACCGCGGAGCUGCCAGAUCAUCAACUACGCCGUGUUCGCGCUGCUGCCCGUCAUCUCCUCGCUGUUCGAGCACAUCGGGCAGAAUCUGUUCGGAGAGGAUCUCAUACUGGACGACGUCCAGGUUUCCUGCUACCGGAUCCUGAACAGCCUGUACUUUCUGGGAACCAACAAAAGCAUCUACGUGGAGAGGCAGCGUCCAGCGCUGGGAAAGUGUUUGGCCGCCUUUUCCACGGCGUUCCCGGUCGCGUUCCUGGAACCGCAGCUCAACAAAUUCAACAGCUUCUCCAUCUACAACAGCAAAGGCAGCAAAGACCGAGCAGCGUUAGGUCUUCCAGGGCCGGUAGCCGACGUUUGUCCUCUCAUCCCGAACCUGGACAAGUCUCUGGAGGAGAUCGAGGAGUUAGCAGAGUCCGGCAUGAGAUACAACCAGAUGCCUCACGUCAUGGAGGUGGUUUUGCCGAUGCUGUGCAGCUACAUGUCCCACUGGUGGGAACACGGCCCGGAGAGCGACGCGGCUAACGGCGACACGGCUACCGGCUGCUGCACGUCCGUCACGUCGGAACACAUGAACGCUCUGCUGGGAAACAUCCUGAAGAUCAUCUACAACAACCUGGGGGUGGACGAGGGCGCCUGGAUGAAGAGGCUGGCCGUGUUUUCUCAGCCGAUCAUCAGCAAGGCCAAAGUUCAGCUGCUGAAAAGUCACUUCCUCCCGUUGAUGGAGAAGCUGAAGAAAAAAGCGUGCGUGGUUCUCCAGGAUGAAGAGCAGAACCGAGCCGAGGGAAGAGGAGAAAUGUCUGAGACGGAGCUGCUGAUUCUGGACCAGUUCACGGUUCUGGUGCGAGACCUGUACGCCGUUUACCCGCUACUGGUGCGCUACGUGGACAGAAACAGGGCAGAGUGGCUGAAGGAUUCCAGCCCGGAGGCCGAUCAGCUGUUCAGGACGGUGGCCGAGGUUUUCAUCUUCUGGGCAAAAUCUCACAACUUCAAGAGAGAAGAGCAGAACUUUGUGGUCCAGAACGAAAUCAACAACAUGUCGUUCCUGAUCUCCGACACCAAGUGUAAAAUGUCCAAGGGAAUGUCGGACCAGGAGAGGAAGAAGAUGCGGAGAAAAGGAGAUCGUUAUUCAACGCAGACGAGUUUAAUCGUCGCUACGCUAAAGCGUUUGCUGCCGGUCGGGCUGAACAUCUGCAACCCGGGGGAGCAGGAGCUAAUCGCGCUAGCGAAGAGCCGCUUCAGCCAGAAAGACACGGAGGACGAAGUUCGAACGGUGAUUAGAAACAACCUGCAUUUACAAGGAAAGCUGGAGGAUCCGGGGAUUCGCUGGCAGACGAGUCUGUACCGAGAUCUGAACCCUGAAACGGGAGACCCGGAGAAGACGGUGGAGAGAGUUCUGGUGAUCGGACACGUGCUGUUCCACCUGGACCAGGUUGAACAUCCCCAGCGCAGUAAAAAGGCCGUUUGGCACAAACUCCUGUCCAAACAGAGGAAGAGAGCGGUGGUGGCGUGUUUCAGGAUGGCCCCCCUUUACAACCUGCCCAGACACCGCGCCGUCAACCUGUUCCUGCAGGGAUACGAGAAGUCGUGGAUCGAGGCCGAGGAGCAUUAUUUUGAAGACAAACUCAUCGAAGACCUGGCGAAAGCCGGCGAGCUGGAGCCGCCGGAGGAAGAAGAUUCUCAGAAACUCAUGGACCCGUUACAUCAGCUGAUCCAGCUGUUCAGCAGAACCGCCCUCACCGAGAAAUGUAAACUGGAUGAAGAUCAUCUUUACAUGGCCUACGCCGACAUCAUGGCUAAGAGCUGCCACGACGAGGAAGACGAGGAAGGAGAAGUGAAGAGUUUUGAGGAGAAGGAGAUGGAGAAGCAGAAGCUUUUGUACCAACAGGCUCGACUCCACGACCGCGGAGCCGCAGAGAUGGUUCUGCAGACGAUCAGCGCCUGCAAAGGAGAGAUGGGUCCCAUGGUGGCGUCCACUCUGAAACUCGGCAUCGCUGUUCUCAAUGGAGGAAACUCCACCGUCCAGCAGAAAAUGCUGGAUUAUCUGAAAGAGAAGAAAGACGUGGGAUUCUUCCAGAGCCUGGCGGGUCUGAUGCAGUCGUGCAGCGUUUUGGAUCUGAACGCGUUUGAGAGGCAGAACAAAGCUGAAGGUCUGGGGAUGGUGACGGAGGAGGGAUCAGUCACCAGUCGUGAGCUCGGAGAGAAGGUCAUGCAGGACGACGAGUUCACCUGCGACCUUUUCCGUUUCCUGCAGCUUCUGUGUGAAGGACACAACUCUGAUUUCCAGAACUACCUGAGGACUCAGACGGGAAACAACACGACGGUGAACGUGAUCAUCUCCACCGUGGACUAUCUGCUCCGGGUGCAGGAAUCCAUCAGUGAUUUCUACUGGUUUUAUUCGGGGAAGGACGUGAUCGACGAACAAGGACAGAGAAACUUCUCCAAGGCCAUUAACGUCGCCAAGCAAGUGUUCAACACGCUGACGGAAUACAUACAGGGCCCUUGCACCGGGAACCAGCAGAGUUUGGCUCACAGCCGGCUCUGGGACGCCGUGGUCGGUUUCCUGCACGUCUUCGCCCACAUGCAGAUGAAGCUGUCUCAGGAUUCCAGUCAGAUCGAGUUACUGAAGGAGCUGAUGGAUCUGCAGAAGGACAUGGUGGUGAUGCUGCUGUCCAUGCUGGAAGGUAACGUGGUGAACGGCACCAUCGGGAAGCAGAUGGUCGACAUGUUGGUGGAAUCGUCCAACAACGUGGAAAUGAUCCUAAAAUUCUUCGACAUGUUCCUGAAGCUGAAGGACCUGACGUCGUCGGACUCGUUCAAGGAGUACGACCCCGACGGAAAAGGAAUCAUCUCUAAGCGGGAUUUCCACCGGGCCAUGGAGAGCCACAAACACUACACCCAGUCCGAGACCGACUUCCUGCUUUCCUGCGCCGAGACGGACGAGAACGAGCUGCUCGACUACGAAGAGUUCGUGGAGCGAUUUCACGAACCGGCCAAGGACAUCGGCUUCAACGUGGCCGUGCUGCUCACCAACCUGUCGGAGCACAUGCCUCACGACGGGCGUCUGCAGACGUUCCUGGAGCUAGCCGACAGCGUGCUACGCUACUUCCAGCCGUACCUGGGCCGGAUCGAGGUGAUGGGCAGCGCCAAACGCAUCGAGAGGGUUUACUUUGAAAUCAGCGAGUCCAGCCGCACGCAGUGGGAGAAACCACAGGUGAAAGAGUCCAAGCGUCAGUUCAUCUUCGACGUGGUGAACGAGGGCGGGGAGAAGGAGAAGAUGGAACUGUUCGUGAACUUCUGCGAGGACACGAUCUUCGAGAUGACGCUGGCGGCGCAGAUGUCGGACGCCGGAGAGAGAUCGUCGGCCAAGGACGACGGAGACGCCGAGAAACCGGAGGAAAACACCGACACCGGCUUCUUCUCCGUCACCACCGUCUGCCUGUUCCUGCUGGCGCUGCGGUACAACGUGCUGCUGCUGAUGAGGGUGCUGUCCCUGAAGAGCCUGAGGAAGACCCUGAAGACCCUGAAGACCAUGACGCUGUCGGACCUGCUGACCAGCGUCCUCUCCUCCUACUGGUCCGUUCUGCUGGGAUUCCUGCACGUUUCCUUCAGUGUCGCCCGAGGGUUCUGCAGGAUCUUCUGGACCAGUUUCCUGGGAGGAACCCUGGUGGAGGGAACCAAAACCAUCAAGGUGUCGGAGCUGCUAGCUAACAUGCCGGACCCGAGCCAGGACGACCCGCACGUGGAGGGCGAGGACAAACGUCCGUCCGACCGCGGCAGCUUCCCCAAGGAAGACCUGGCCGACCUGAGCGUGGGGGCGGAGACGGAGGUUCUGACGGACAUCUUUGGGCUGGACCUGCGGAGGGAGGGGGGCGGCUACAAGAUCACCCCCCACAACCCCAACGCCAGGAUCUCAACCCACAACCCCAACGCCGGCUUCUCCGACUUCCUGAACGCUCCGUCUGCGGUUCCCAACCCUGAACUCCGGCAACGGGUGAGUUUUGAUCACCACAAACGACCAGAUCCAGACUCAGACCACGGAAACCAACCUGAGCGUAACGGGAGCAAACCUGAUUUGCGCUCAAAUAUACUCCCAGACUUGGACCCGCCGGAGAAACAGAAGAACGAGAAAACCAAACUGAAGAAGCUUCACAGCCCGAAGGCCGACGAGCCCGACGUGCAGGAGUCGGCGUUUUUCAAGAAGAUCCUGGCGUACAAGAGGAAGCUGCUGAACUACUUUGCCAGAAACUUCUACAACAUGAGGAUGUUGGCGUUGUUCGUCGCCUUCGCCAUCAACUUCAUCCUGCUGUUUUACAAGGUUUCCACGUCGUCGGCGCUGGUGGAGGAGAAGGAGGUCGAGUACGUCUGCCGAGACGCCGAGGCCGCCGGGUUCCGGUGGGAGCCGCUCGGGGAACCGGCUAACGCUAACGCCAGCCGGGAGCCGGCCACGCCCGUCACCGUGCGGUUCGUCCUGGAGGAAAGUAGCGGCUACAUGGAACCAACGCUGAGAAUCCUGGCCGUGCUGCACACAGUCAUCUCCUUCUGCUGCAUCAUCGGAUACUACUGCCUAAAGGUCCCCCUGGUGAUCUUCAAGCGGGAGAAGGAAGUGGCCAGGAAGUUGGAGUUUGACGGCCUUUACAUCACGGAGCAGCCGUCGGAGGACGAUAUCAAGGGCCAGUGGGACCGGCUCGUUAUCAACACCCAGUGAAUCUUUCCCAACAACUAUUGGGAUAAGUUUGUGAAGAGGAAGGUGAUGGAUAAGUAUGGAGAGUUCUACGGCCACGACCGCAUCAGCGAGUUACUGGGAUUAGAUAAAGCUGCGCUGGAUUUCAGUGACGCCCCGAAGAAGAGGAAACCGCGGAGGGACAGCUCGCUGGUCGCUGUCCUGAACUCCAUCGACGUCAAAUACCAGAUCUGGAAACUCGGAGUCGUUUUUACCGACAAUAGUUUCCUCUACCUGGCCUGGUACAUGUCCAUGUCGGUCCUCGGCCACUACAACAACUUCUUCUUCGCUGCUCAUCUGCUCGACAUCGCCAUGGGAUUCAAGACGCUGCGUACGAUCCUGUCGUCGGUGACGCACAACGGUAAACAGCUGGUGCUGACCGUGGGUCUCCUGGCCGUCGUGGUUUAUCUUUACACCGUCGUCGCCUUCAACUUCUUCAGGAAGUUUUACAACAAGGGUGAAGACGGAGAACUGCCGGAUAUGAAGUGUGACGACAUGCUGACGUGCUACAUGUUCCACAUGUACGUGGGCGUCCGGGCCGGCGGCGGGAUCGGGGACCAGAUCGAGGAUCCGGCCGGAGACGAGUACGAGAUUUACCGGAUCAUCUUUGACAUCACGUUCUUCUUCUUCGUGAUCGUCAUCCUGCUGGCAAUUAUUCAGGGGUUGAUCAUCGAUGCGUUCGGGGAACUGAGGGAUCAGCAGGAACAAGUGAAAGAAGACAUGGAGACUAAAUGUUUUAUCUGUGGAAUCGGAAACGACUACUUUGACACGGUUCCACACGGAUUUGAGACGCACACGCUGCAGGAACACAACCUGGCUAACUACCUGUUCUUUUUAAUGUAUCUCAUCAAUAAGGAUGAAACUGAACACACGGGGCAGGAGUCGUACGUGUGGAAGAUGUACCAGGAACGCUGCUGGGAAUUCUUCCCCGCCGGAGACUGUUUCAGGAAACAGUACGAGGAUCAGCUGAUCUGAGAUCAGGAUCAGCUGAUCUGAGAUCAGGA
Molecule: messenger RNA, 15044 nt
Organism: Cololabis saira (Pacific saury)
Lineage: Eukaryota; Metazoa; Chordata; Actinopteri; Beloniformes; Belonidae
Gene: ryr2a
Product: ryanodine receptor 2a (cardiac)
Exons: 115
Biological process (GO): calcium ion transmembrane transport; intracellular calcium ion homeostasis
Cellular component (GO): calcium channel complex; sarcolemma; smooth endoplasmic reticulum
Molecular function (GO): ryanodine-sensitive calcium-release channel activity; calcium ion binding; protein binding
Source: RefSeq, a predicted model, not a curated record